AUGGCCGCUUCAAAAAAUCAACAAGGACGCGCGGAGCUGAUCCUGCUGUUUGUGCUGCUGGGGAUGCUGUGGGAGACCGGGACAGGACAGAUCCGCUACUCGGUUCCAGAAGAGGAGGACAAAGGCACCUUCGUGGGGAACAUCUCCAAGGACCUGGGGUUGGAGCCCCGGGAGCUGGCGGAGCGCGGAGUCCGCAUCGUCUCCAGAGGUAGGACGCAGCUUUUCUCUCUCAACCCGCGAGGCGGCAGCUUGGUCACCGCGGGCAGGAUCGACCGGGAGGAGCUCUGCGCUCAGAGUCCGCGGUGUCUGGUAAAUAUUAACAUUCUCGUUGAGGAUAAAGGAAAACUCUUUGGGGUAGAAAUAGAAAUAACAGAUAUUAACGAUAAUAACCCAAAAUUCCAUGUUGAAAAUCUGGAAGUAAAAAUCAACGAAAUAGCAGCUCCGGGAGCACGUUAUCCGCUUCCAGAAGCUGCUGACCCGGAUGUGGGUGUGAACUCCCUCCAGGGCUACCAGCUCAGCCCCAGUCACCAUUUCUCCCUGGACGUGCAGACUGCAGACGAUGGAACUAUAAACCCAGAGCUGGUGCUGGAGCGCGCCCUGGACCGAGAGGAAGAGGCGGUUCACCACCUGGUCCUCACUGCCACGGAUGGAGGCGACCCGCGCCGCUCCAGCACAGUGCACAUCCAGGUGACGGUGUUGGAUACAAAUGACAAUGCCCCAGUUUUUGCUCAACCGAUUUACCGAGUGAAAGUCCUUGAGAACGUGCCCCCAGGGACCCUGUUGCUUACAGUGAGAGCUAGCGACCUGGAUGAGGGAUCCAAUGGAAAAGUGGUAUAUAAAUUCCGGAAAAUUAAUGAAAAACAAUCUUCAUUAUUCCAGCUUGAUGAAAAUACCGGCGAAAUAUCAGUAGCAAAGAAUCUAGAUUAUGAAGAAUGUUCCUUAUAUGAAAUGGAAAUACAGGCUGAAGACGUCGGGGCACUUCUGGGGAGAACCAAAUUGGUAAUUAUGGUGGAAGAUGUAAAUGACAAUAGACCUGAAGUGACCAUUACGUCUCUAUUUAGCCCAGUGUUAGAAAACUCUCUUCCUGGUACAGUAAUUGCCUUCUUGAAUGUGCAUGACCGAGACUCUGGUAAGAAUGGUCAAGUUGUCUGUUACACACAUGAUAAUUUACCUUUUAAGUUGGAAAAGUCAAUAGAUAAUUAUUAUCGAUUGGUGACAUGGAAAUUCUUAGACAGAGAAAAAGUCUCUACCUACAAUAUCACAGUGAUAGCCUCAGAUCUUGGAACACCACCUCUGUCUACCGAAACUUACAUCGCCCUGCAUGUGGCUGACACCAAUGACAACCCACCUGCCUUCUCUCGUGCCUCCUAUUCAGCCUAUAUUCCAGAGAACAACCUCAGAGGGGCCUCUAUCUUCUCAUUUACUGCACAUGACCCGGACAGUCAGGAAAAUGCACAGGUCACUUACUCUGUGACAGAGGACACCAUCCAGGGAGUGCCUCUGUCUUCCUAUGUGUCCAUCAACUCUGACACUGGAGUUCUGUAUGCACUGCAAUCUUUUGAUUAUGAGCAGAUCCAAGACUUGCAGUUACUGGUGAUUGCCAGUGACAGUGGAAAACCACCACUUAGCAGCAAUGUGUCACUGAGCCUGUUUGUGCUGGACCAGAAUGACAAUGUACCUGAGAUCUUGUACCCUGCCCUCCCCACAGACGGCUCCACUGGUGUAGAACUGGCUCCCCGCUCCUCAGAGCCUGGAUACCUGGUGACCAAGGUGGUGGCGGUGGACAGAGACUCUGGACAGAAUGCCUGGCUGUCCUACAGCCUGCUCAAGGCCAGUGAGCCAGGCCUCUUCACAGUGGGUCUGCACACAGGUGAGGUGCGCACAGCAAGGGCCUUGCAGGACAGAGACGUGGUCAAGCAGAGUCUGGUGGUAGCUGUCCAGGACCACGGCCAGCCUCCCCUCUCUGUCACCACCACUCUUACUGUGGCAGUGGCUGACAGCAUCCCUGAAGUGUUGGCGGACUUGAGCAGCAUCAGUACCCCUGAUGCCCCAGAUGAUUCAGACCUCACGCUCCACCUGGUGGUGGCAGUGGCCAUUGUAUCCUGUGUCUUCCUCAUCUUUGUCAUUGUGCUAUUAGCACUCAGGCUGCGGUGCUGGCAAAAGUCCCGCCUGCUCCAGGCCUCGGGAAGUGGAUUGGUGGGUGUGUCACCCUCACACUUUGUGGGCAUCGAUGGGGUACAAGCUUUUCUGCAGACCUAUUCUCACGAGGUCUCCCUCACUUCCGGUUCCCAGACAAGUCACGUUAUCUUUCCUCAGCCCAACUAUGCAGACAUGCUCAUUAGCCAAGACAGCUGUGAGAAAAAUGAUUCUCUGUUAACAUCCAUAGAUUUUCAUAAAAGUAAGGACGAAGCUGCUUGUGCUCCGGCUGCAGUUUCCCAGUGCGGACUCUGGGCGCCGCUGUUGGCCAAAGUAGAGAGCUUGGCGCUCGCGAUCUUCUCGCGCAGCCGCAGCGCGCUUGCCUGGGCAGCCCUAUCCGACCUGCCAGCGCCAGCCUUUCCACCGCUUCUUCCUGGGAAAAAGAAUCUUUUCAUGGACUGGAACUAA
This is a messenger RNA of Castor canadensis (American beaver), 2604 nucleotides long. NCBI's taxonomy places the organism in Eukaryota, Metazoa, Chordata, Mammalia, Rodentia, Castoridae. The record is from RefSeq and is a predicted model, not a curated record.